Molecule: messenger RNA, 2128 nt
Organism: Talaromyces stipitatus ATCC 10500
Lineage: Eukaryota; Fungi; Ascomycota; Eurotiomycetes; Eurotiales; Trichocomaceae
Product: protein phophatase 2C family protein
Exons: 3
Coding region: 41-1846 (601 amino acids)
Biological process (GO): protein dephosphorylation
Molecular function (GO): protein serine/threonine phosphatase activity
Source: RefSeq, a predicted model, not a curated record
ACCAGAUGGCAACCAUCAACCCAACAUAAAAUUUUCUUCAAUGCGUCGCGCUGUUUCUCAAGGUCUACAGGCCUUCCGGACUGUUCGCUACACCACAGCAUGGAGAGCCGGCGGUAGACCAGCAUCCCGUGCCUACUUCUCUAGUGGACAGGCACUCGCUCUCCACAAGAGACACACACCGUACAUACCAGCUUCACUUCAUGCCUCCAUGCACGUCCGAAACUUCUCCCUCGCUUUUCUUUCGACUCUUGUCGCCUCCGGUGCUUGGUACGCGUACAAGGGAACACAACAACAGUCAACAUUUCUGAAUGGCACCACAAACCUUCAAACACGGGGACUAGCGGACACAACAGCAGAGACAGCAACCGGAGAAACUUCGACGACUACUCGUCGGGCUCUGUUGGUUGAGAACGAUCAGUUUUACACUGCGGUUCUGUCUGGCGAUCAGCCUCUUGCUAAACAAUCGGACGAUUCAGAUAGGAGGGUGCUGGAGAUGUUGACCCCAGAGCAAGCCACGCAAAAGCUUCGUAAGAACGAUGAAUCUUACAUUGUCAGUCGCGGACAAGGUGUUGUUCGAUAUGAUAUCACACAAGUUCCAAGUAACUCACCUAUUGAAGAUGACCACGCUGAGAAGAUUGUUGAGGUUCCGCAGGCUACUUCUGGAACGCAAGAUGGAUCUCCCAAAAGUGACUGGAUGUUCUGGGGAGUGUUCGAUGGGCAUUCUGGCUGGACGACAUCUGCCAAGUUACGAAACGUCCUCAUUUCUUACGUCGCUCGUGAGCUUAACUCUACAUACAAGGCCGCCGCUACAGAUCCCUCCGUCAAAACUCCUUCACCAGAGGCCAUAGAUCAAGCAAUUAAACAAGGAUUUGUUCGUUUGGAUAAUGAUAUUGUCUACGAAAGUGUCGACAAGGUUAUGAAAUCAAACUCUCGCCUAGUCGCUGCGGAAAUUCUAGCACCUGCUCUGUCUGGAUCCUGUGCAUUGCUCGCUUUCUACGAUUCUCAGACUCAAGACUUGCGCAUUGCAUGCGCCGGGGAUUCACGGGCUGUUCUUGGACGCCGCGGACCCAGCGGAAAAUGGGUUGCAACCGCUCUAUCAGAGGAUCAAACCGGUGGAACACCCUCCGAGAUUGAGCGCCUACGAAAAGAACAUCCUGGCGAGCAGUACGUUGUACGAAACGGGCGAAUUCUGGGACAACUUGAGCCUAGCCGUUCUUUCGGCGAUGCUUUCUAUAAAUGGAAGAGGGAAACACAAGAGAAAAUCAAGAGCCGUUUCUUCGGUCGCACACCUCACCCCAUGCUCAAGACGCCGCCAUAUGUCACCGCAGAACCCGUCAUUACACGAACGAAGAUCGAUCCCAAGAACGGCGACUUUGUCGUAUUAGCGACCGACGGAUUGUGGGAGAUGCUCACCAACGAGGAAGUCGUUGGACUCGUAGGCCAGUGGCUAGAAACUCAGCGUUUCGCCGAUGAUGGAAAACGUUCUUGGUUGCAGGGUCUAUUCGGCUCUGAGCCCAAACAGCUACCGGUGGAAAAGGCCACAGAGACUAAAACAGCGGGUCAACGACCGCCAAUUCGUCAACAACAGUACGAGAUUUCUGGCGCUGCUGAGCGAUUUGUUGUUGAAGAUAAGAAUGCUGCUACUCAUUUGGUGCGGAAUGCCAUGGGAGGAAAGGAUAGAGAUAUGGUUUCGGCUUUGUUGACGUUACCUAGUCCAUAUUCACGACGUUAUCGGGAUGAUAUCACUGUUGAAGUCAUCUUCUUUGGUGAAAGCAUCGACGAUGGUAGUGUCACCAUAAACAAAGAGGCUACUGCGUCGGCCGAGUCGGCCAAACCAAGACUAUGAUUUGAUACACUUCAGCGGGAUCAUAGUUCAUUAUGUAUUUUAUUUCUCCCUACUAGGUAUUUCCACUGUCUAGAUGCGAAAUCAGGCGAAAUUGUUGCAACCAUCAAGUACUGUCUUUUGACUGAUGGCGUUGGGCGGUUCUUCUUUAACUUCUGCUGUGAAUGGGUAGUCGUCUGGUGUUCUAUGCUGCAUAGUGUUGUACAUGAUUUAAUUUUGAUGAUUCGAGUAUUCCCAUAGCUGUUUGCGCCUGUCCAAUAAACCUCAUUCCUCAGUCAAAGUCCG